CUCUCUUGUAAGCCACAUGCUUUGGUAACAUGAUUGAGAGAUCUUGUACACUCCCACAACCCUCCAUACGAACCCAAAGAAAGAUAAGAGAGGAAAAAGGAGCCACACAAUCCAAGAGAGGAGGAAAGAAGGUAACUGUCUGCAGGAAAACUUCCAGUGCGUAAGACUGAUUGUUUGCUUCAUAUCUUGAGCUCCAAUCGUCCAAAUAAGGCGUGUAAGGUGUCUUCUGAAAGCUCUCAAGACGAGUAAUCCGUGAAGGUCUGUUUUGCAGCAAACGGAGCAGUUUAAUGUUCCCAAAUAACCGAAGGCAGAAGCUACCUCGCAGAAUACAGUUUUGUAUUCAAAGAAACGAGUUAGCCGGAAAACACCCAUUCUAGGGGCUAUUUUCGUACCAACGAUUAAAGGUUGAACUAGCACUUUGAGGAGGCUGUUUGACACUCAUUUCUAAGCAAGUAAUCAGUUCUCAAGCUUCCUUGGCCGAGGCUUUGGUCAUUGGAUCGAGAAGGAAAGUUUUAAAACUCAUUUGAGAUCAAUCACUCGAACGGUCACUUUCUCAAGAACAGCAGAUAUGGACGCUCUUUCAAUGGGUAACGAUAGCAGACCCCCUAUCCUCAGGAGAGAUGAGUACGUUAUGUGGAAGAACAGAUUUCUCAACUUCCUCGAGAGCAAAGACAAUUCCUCAGCUAUGCUGGAAUCACUGACAGAGGGUCCAGCUCAAUUAUGGAUGGUUCUAGGAGGAGACGAUGAAAAUGAGCCCCCUGUCGACCAAGUGAAAGUUCCAAAACCAGUAGAGCUGUAUACUGAAGAGGACAGAUUGAGAGUCAAAGCUGAUUUAAUGGCAAAAACGUACCUACUCCAAGCAAUUCCGAAUGAUAUUUAUAUACUGAUUGACAGUAUGGAUUCUGCUAAGGAGAUGUGGGAUGAAAUCAGAAAGCUGAUGGAAGGAACCAACCUAGGUUUGAAAA
Messenger RNA from Cuscuta epithymum, 965 nucleotides. Lineage: Eukaryota; Viridiplantae; Streptophyta; Magnoliopsida; Solanales; Convolvulaceae. The record is from the annotation of a GenBank genome assembly.